Messenger RNA from Arabidopsis arenosa, 2487 nucleotides. NCBI's taxonomy places the organism in Eukaryota, Viridiplantae, Streptophyta, Magnoliopsida, Brassicales, Brassicaceae. The record is from the annotation of a GenBank genome assembly.
ACUACAAAGAUUCGAAAAAAACUCCGAUCAUUGAAGCAACGAAGAUAUGCUUACUUCACCUUCUUCUUCUUCUUCUUCUACAUUUGAUUCAUUUUCUUCCAAUUUCUCUCCGGUACUCACUAAUGCCUUCUCUAGCUUCACCAUUCCCAUGGGAUUGAAUUUGAGUAGGAAAGUGAUCGGAGCUCGAAUUAAGGAUCGUUCAACACUUAAGGUUUCUUGUCGUCGUGCACAAGAACGUGUGGUUGAGGGAGAAGCUUCUACAAUGUCGGAGACUAAGCAAUUGUUCAAAGUUUCUUCUGGUGAGGUAUCUCCUCUUGGUGUGUCUCAAGUCGACAAUGGAAUCAAUUUUGCUUUGUUUUCUCAGAAUGCUACUUCUGUCACACUCUGCUUAACACUUCCCCAAAGUGGUAAGGAUGAUUUGAAUGAUGAUGGUAUGAUUGAGUUGGUUUUGGAUCCAAGUGUAAACAAAACUGGGGAUACUUGGCACAUUUGUGUUGAGGAUUUGCCUCUCAAUAAUGUUCUUUAUGGUUACCGUGUUGAUGGUCCUGGAGAAUGGCAACAAGGGCAUCGGUUUGACCGUAGUAUUUUGCUUUUGGAUCCCUAUGCAAAGCUAGUUAAAGGUCGUAGUUCUUUUGGAGAUAGUAGUCAAAAGUUUGCUCAAUUUUAUGGAACUUAUGACUUUGAGAGCUCGCCAUUUAACUGGGGCGAUGACUACAAGUUUCCUAACAUACCUGAGAAGGAUCUUGUUAUUUAUGAAAUGAAUGUUCGUGCUUUUACUGCUGAUGAAUCCAGUGGGAUGGACCCAGCUAUAGGGGGCAGUUACCUCGGUCUCAUUGAGAAGAUCCCACACCUUCAAGAUCUGGGUAUAAAUGCAGUGGAGUUAUUGCCAGUGUUUGAGUUUGAUGAACUGGAGCUUCAGAGGCGUCCUAACCCUAGGGAUCACAUGGUUAACACAUGGGGUUACUCGACAAUUAACUUUUUUGCUCCAAUGAGCCGUUAUGCUAGUGGUGAGGCAGACCCAGUUAAAGCUUCAAAAGAGCUUAAAGAAAUGGUCAAAGCCUUACAUUCUGCUGGUAUAGAGGUCAUUUUGGACGUAGUUUAUAAUCAUACCAACGAAGCAGAUGACAAAUACCCUUAUACCACUUCAUUUCGUGGCAUAGACAAUAAGGUUUAUUACAUGCUUGAUCCAAACAACCAACUGCUUAACUUUUCUGGCUGUGGGAAUACACUGAACUGUAACCAUCCUGUUGUUAUGGAACUAAUACUAGAUAGCUUAAGGCACUGGGUCACUGAAUAUCAUGUGGAUGGUUUCCGAUUUGAUCUUGCUAGUGUGCUUUGCCGAGCAACAGAUGGAUCUCCACUCAGUGCUCCCCCACUCAUUAGGGCAAUUGCCAAGGAUUCCGUUCUGUCAAGAUGUAAAAUAAUUGCAGAGCCUUGGGAUUGUGGAGGAUUAUAUCUAGUUGGGAAGUUUCCAAAUUGGGAUAGGUGGGCUGAGUGGAAUGGGAUGUACCGGGAUGAUGUUAGAAGAUUUAUCAAGGGUGACAGUGGCAUGAAAGGAAGCUUUGCUACUCGGGUUUCAGGAUCUUCCGAUCUUUACCAGGUUAACCAGCGGAAGCCUUACCAUGGUGUAAAUUUCGUGAUCGCACAUGAUGGAUUCACAUUGCGAGAUCUUGUAUCGUACAACUUUAAGCACAAUGAGGCCAAUGGGGAAGGAGGAAAUGAUGGAUGUAAUGACAAUCAUAGCUGGAACUGUGGGUUUGAAGGGGAAACUGAUGAUGCUCACGUCAAGUCUUUACGUACUCGGCAAAUGAAGAAUUUUCAUGUAGCUUUGAUGAUUUCUCAGGGAACACCAAUGAUGCUAAUGGGAGACGAAUAUGGACAUACGCGGUAUGGUAAUAACAAUAGCUACGGACAUGAUACUGCUCUUAACAAUUUCCAGUGGAAAGAGGCAAGUCUUACAUCUCGCGGUUUGUCCCUCGACGCAAAGAAGCAGAACCAUUUCAGGUUUUUCUCGGAGGUGAUUAAGUUUCGACAUUCACACCAUGUACUCAAGCAUGAAAAUUUCCUCACCCAAGGCGAGAUUACAUGGCAUGAAGAUAAUUGGGGCAACACUGAGAGCAAGUUCCUAGCUUUCACUCUCCAUGAUGGUGUAGGUGGCCGUGACAUCUAUGUGGCAUUCAACGCCCACGAUUACUUUGUCAAGGCUCUGAUUCCACAGCCACCACCGGAAAAACAAUGGUUCCGUGUGGCUGACACAAACCUUGAGUCCCCGGAUGAUUUUGUGAGCGAAGGUGUUGCCGGCGUGGCUGAUACCUACAAUGUGGCCCCUUUCUCUUCAAUCCUUCUCCAGUCCAAAAUUUGUAACUUCAAAUGCUUAUGGAAAUUUGGUGCAAGGAGUGGGUUUAGCUUUGGAGGAAGAAUGAAAGGUAUGGAUACUUCAUGAUUUUCAAGUUUUGUUUUAAAGCGUAAUACACUUAUAGUAACAUU